ACCAGAGUAGGCACGGAGCCCCGAAGACGGCUGGCACGGCAAACUCGCCAUUCCCUAAGGAAGGCAGACCUGAGUGCGAAGGACCUGGCUGGGUGUUCUGGGACCAGAAAACUCCCCGGAGCCGCAAGUCGCCGCGGGGCGGCCUGGGAAAGUCAGCAGUCAGCAGCGCGGUGGCGGGAACCGCAGCCCGGCGGCCCUGGAACCUCCCAGGGUUUGCUAUAUUCAGUCAUGUUGCUGUGGACUUCUCCCAAGAGAAGGGGGAAAGCCUAGACCCUGCUUAGAGGGCUUUGUACAGAGACUGGAUGUUGGAGAAUUGAAAUAGAAUAAGGGCUAAAUGAUUGCCAAGAGCUCUCACCUGUGCAGCGGAACAAAGAGAACAAAAAGAAAGGUCGAUGAAGAGAGAGGAAACAGUAGCAAAGGAUCCAGAUUUAUCUUUUUGACACACCCAUGAAUAAAAGUGCAAGAAGAGGAGAAAUGGCUUGUUCUUCAAUAAAUACAUCCCAGGGUCUGUUGACAUUCCGGGAUGUGACUGUGGACAUCUCCCAGGAGGAGUGGGAAUGCCUGGACUCUGCUCAGAGGAUUUUGUACAUGGAUGUCAUGUUGGAGAAUUACAGCAACCUGAUCUCUGUGGGAAUUAUUGUGUGCAAGACAGACCUGGUCCCAUAUCUGGAGCAAAUCCAAGUGCCCUGGAAUGUGAAGAGAGAGGAGAUGGUGGCCAACCCAGAGAAUCAGCGGAUGUUGCAUGAAUCAGAGGAGGUCUUAGAUCAAGACUCAAAGUUUACUAUCGAUGAGCAUGUGGCAGUUCAACAGAAGUCAUGUAAAUGUAAUGAGCCUGGCAAAAUGCUUCAUGAAUCCUCCAAAUGGACACUAUGCAAAACAAAUAAUACUACAGAAAACUGUUACAAAUACAGAUGGAUUCAAAACCACAGGGAUGAUUGUAUUGAAUCAAUCAACUUCAGUAGCUAUAAACACAUACACACUGGAGAAGAACCUUGCAAAUAUAAAGAUGUUGACAAAUCCUUAAGUUCAUUUUCAAACAUAAGUCAGAGUCAUGGAAUGUACAUAGGAAAGAAAAAGUAUAAAUAUAACGAAUAUGAUAAAUAUUUUGGUUUUACCCCAAAACUUGUACAGCUAAGAAUCCAUAAUGGAGAAAAAUCACACCAAUUCAGGAAAUGUGAAAAAUCCUUGAAGACCUGCUCAAGCCUCAGUACACAUCAGAGAGCUCUUACUGGAGAGAAACUAUGGAAAUGCACAGAGUGUGACAAGUCCUUUAAGUGUUUGUCCGAUCUUAAAACUCAUUACAGAAUCCAUCCUGGAGAGAAACCUUUCAAAUGUAAGAAAUGUGACAAAUCUUUCACUUACUGCUCAUCGCUUAGAGAACAUCAGAACAUCCAUGAGGGCAAACUUUACAGAUGUUGGGACUGUGGCAAAUCCUUCACCCGGUGUUCAUCUCUUAGAGCCCAUGAGAAAAUUCACACUGGAGAAAAACCUUUCAAAUGUAAGGAAUGUAAUAAGUCCUUUUAUAUGCUGUCCCAACUUAGAAAACAUGAGAGAACCCAUACUGGAGAAAAACCUUACAAAUGUAAGGAAUGUGAGAAAUCCUUUACGUACUGCUCUUCUCUUAGAGAACAUCAGAACAUGCAUGCUGGAAAAUUUUAUAAAUGUCAGAAAUGUGACAAAACCUUUACCCGCUGCUCAUCUCUUAGGGCACAUGAGAAAAUUCAUACUGGAGAAAAACCUUACAAAUGUAAGCAGUGUGGUAAGUCCUUUUAUAUAUUGUCCCAACUUCGAAAACAUGACAGAACCCACACUGGAGAGAAACCUUACAAAUGUAAGGAAUGUGGCAAAUCCUUUACCCAGUGUUCAACCCUUAGGAUACAUCAGAAAAUUCAUGCUGGAGAGAAACCCUACAAAUGUAAAGAGUGUGGUAAGUGCUUUUAUAAGUUAUCAUACCUUAAAGUCCAUUACAGAACCCAUACUGGAGAGAAGCCCUACCAAUGUAAAGAAUGUGGUAAGGGCUUUUCUCAGUUGUCCUGUCUUAAAAGCCAUGGCCGAAUUCACACUGGAGAGAAACCUUACAAAUGUAGUGAAUGUGGCCGAUCCUUUACACAUCACUCAACCUGCAGGAGACAUCAGAGUACUCAUGCUGCAAAACUUUAUCAGUGCGAGGAGUGUGACAAAUCCUUUGCCAAACCUUCAUCUCUCAGAACACAUCAGAAAACCCAUGCAGGAGAGAAACCUCAUGAUUGUAAAGAAUGUGGUAAGGCCUUCUAUCAACUGUCACACCUGAAAGUCCAUUACCGAAUCCACACUGGAGAGAAACCUUACAAAUGUAAUGAAUGUGACAAAUGCUUUACCAAAUGUUCAUCUCUCAGAACACAUCAGAAAAUCCAUGCAGGAGAGAAACCUCAUGGUUGUAAGGAAUGUGGUAAGGCCUUCUAUCAUUUAUCACACCUUAACAUCCAUUACAGAAUCCACACAGGAGAGAAACCUUACAAGUGUAGUGACUGUGACAAAUCCUUUACCACACUCGCAAACCUUAGAAGACAUCAGAAGAUUCACACUGGGGAGAAAGCUUUCCAUAGUAAGUAAUGUGGCAUAUACUUUUUCUAGAUCUGUCUGUAUGGACCACUGCAGUCUCUACAUCAGAGAAUCAUUAUGAACAUGGGAAACUUGUGAAAGCCUUUAAGGAAUUUUCAAAAAACAUCAAGAGUUUAUAGUGAAGAAAAAAUCUAAGAUCAUAAGUUAGUGUAUUACAAAGAAGAAAACUAAGCAUACACAAAAUUCUCAUGUAUUUCAGUGGAAUAUGAUUUUUUGAUUUAAUAGGGAAAUGUUCUUUGGAAACAUUUUUGUAUUGUAAGUAUUGAAAUUGGCCGACAUAAGUACAGUACAGUUAGCUAGAUUACACUGAAAAGCAUCCUUAUUAGCAAACGGAGAAGUAAAGUGUCAGGGAAGUUAGGUAGAUAGGAACUAGCCACUAGUUUUUUUGUUGUUGUUGUUGUUGUUUUGUUUUUUUAAGACAGGGUUUCUUUGUGUGGCUUUGGAACCUGUCCUGGAACUCACUCUGCAGACCAGGCUAGCCUCAAACUCACAGGGAUCCUCCUGCCUUUGCCUCCAAAGUGCUGGGAUUCAAGGUGAGUGUCACCACUGCCCAGCUCUGGACAGAUGACUUAUGCCAAUUUCAGAUGCUCUGUGGGUCAGACACAGAUACCUGCACAGUUCAAAGCCCUUUGUUUGAUGACCUUUCAGUAACUAUGCUAGUUCAUGACAGUUCCAGUGCCAAGAAUUUGGACAUUUUUGUGCAUAUGAAGACAACUUUUUCGACUUCCUGUUCAUGCUGAAUCAUUUUAAAUUCUUCCACUGGCUGGUAGUGGUGCAUACCUUUAUCCCAGCACUUGGGAGGCAGAGGCAGGCAAAUCUCUGAGUUCCAGGGCAGCCUGGUCUACAGAGUGAGUUCCAGGACAGCCAAGGCUACAUACAGAGAGAAACCCUUGCCUCAAAAAACAAAACGCAUACCUAAACACACCAGUUCUUCUUACUUGAACAGAAUCCUGUCAUGGAAAUCCUCC
Arvicola amphibius (Eurasian water vole) is the source of this 3569-nucleotide messenger RNA. Its product is annotated as zinc finger protein 93-like. The record is from RefSeq and is a predicted model, not a curated record. Bases 448 to 2592 code for a protein of 714 amino acids. Gene Ontology annotation, biological process: regulation of immune system process; negative regulation of transcription by RNA polymerase II; regulation of cytokine production. The transcript has 7 exons. NCBI's taxonomy places the organism in Eukaryota, Metazoa, Chordata, Mammalia, Rodentia, Cricetidae. Gene Ontology annotation, molecular function: DNA-binding transcription repressor activity, RNA polymerase II-specific.